GACAGUGUACGAGGUGCUGGGGUUAUGGCCACCUCGUUGCAGGAUGCACGAAGCCGCCCCGGUGCCGUGUCUGUGCUGGCCGCCAUCUCGAAUCGGUGCACCGCGCUCGGUGCGCCAUGUGCGCGAAGGAGAAUCGCGCCACCUCCGACCCCUGUGCCCAUGUGCAAUGCGUGAACUGCCGUGGUCUCCACCACGUCGACUCCGACCAGUGCCUCAAACGCACAUCUUUCCGGAGCGCUGGCCCCGCUCCGACCUCCUCUCUCAAGCGCCCCGCGCUGCCCUCUACUGGUGACUCUGAUUGCGACUUUAAUUUUCCCCCACCGCCCCCCGUCCACUCCCCUCUGUCACCACAAGGCAUGCCCGCAUCGAAUACAGGGUCAACAUGCCGGCGUAGCAACACUUAAAUGCAGGGGAUCAGUUUUUAUCCAGCCUGCUGCGUGGUAGGGUUCGCCGCGCGUCACCCACUCAUUUUGUCGAUUCCCUCAGUUUCUUCAUUCCGCCCCGACAUCUCUUUGGCUGUCAACUCACUCCGCCCUUCAGUUCGCCGUCGUGCAAUUCACUAACCCUGGUCCAGCCGGCUCUCCUUAAUGUUCAACUGGUUAC
Laetiporus sulphureus 93-53 is the source of this 603-nucleotide messenger RNA. RefSeq lists its product as uncharacterized. The transcript is spliced from 3 exons. The record is from RefSeq and is a predicted model, not a curated record. The coding region runs from base 117 to 404 and encodes 95 amino acids. NCBI's taxonomy places the organism in Eukaryota, Fungi, Basidiomycota, Agaricomycetes, Polyporales, Laetiporaceae.